AAGAGGUUGGAAAUGAAAGAAUGAAUGAAUUACAGCCUUGGUUUCUUCUUUUACUCUUCCUCUCUCUCCUCCUCUUCCAUCACCAACCAAAACCACUUUCUCUCUCUACAUCUCCAUUGCAUUACUCUCUCCCUCUCUCUAGCCAUUUGUCUUUCUUCUCGCCAUGGAACUUGACAAGCGUCCUUUAUAUUCACCACCAUGACUCUCUUUCUCUCUCUAUAUCUCUCUCUCUCUCUCUACUGUUGUAAUGUAAUGCAACUCCUCUGAGCUUCAUUCUCACACCUCACUUCUAUUUCGCUUACACUUCUCUUCUCUUUCUCUUCAUUUCAGUGUCUAUCUCUGUAAUCUCUGUAUCUCUUUUCAUUCUUCCAAUUCCAAUUUUCAGAUCUCAAUCUCAAUCUCUCUCUCUCUCUCUCUCUCUCUCUCUAUAUAUAUAUAUAUCUUCAUUAUCGUCAUCGUGGGAUUGAAGUUUGAAUGCUCUGUGAAAACCACUGCGAUUGAAUAUCAGUAUUAUUUGAAAGCUAAUUCUGAACCUAGAGAGAGAGAGAGAGAUGUUGGAUCUCAACGUUGAUGUGGUUACGGAAGAAUCAACUUGCGAUGAGCUCGAGAAGAAGAAGAUCGCGACGAGGAAGCUUCUGGAAGGUGAUGAUUCAGUAACUUCGAAUUCCUCCGUUGUAGUCAACGCUGACGAAGCUCCGAACAAUGCUGCGGACGAAGACUCCAACUCUAACAUGAUCUCUCCGUUCAAUUUCGAUGUGUUCAGUAGAGGCAAAGGUUUUGGAGUUGGUAACAUCGUCGCAAUCGGAGACGAAUGUGACCGAAACUUGGCGCCGCUGCUGGUUACGAGGCAGCUUUUUCCUGUCGGUGAUUCGGAGGAGAUUGGCUCUGGAUCGUCGUCGUCGGCGACCUCGUUGUUGAGGCCGCAGUGGUUGAAUCUCUCGUUUCCGGACUCUGGAGCUGCGGCCGGCUUGAAAGCUGAAAAGAAGCCGCAGCCGCAGCAGCAGCCGGUGAAGAAGAGUCGGCGGGGGCCUAGGUCUCGGAGCUCGCAAUAUCGUGGUGUUACGUUUUAUCGAAGAACUGGAAGAUGGGAAUCACAUAUCUGGGAUUGUGGGAAACAAGUGUAUCUGGGUGGAUUUGACACUGCCCAUGCUGCCGCUAGAGCAUAUGAUCGGGCUGCGAUUAAGUUUAGGGGAGUUGAGGCCGAUAUCAAUUUCACUAUAAAGGAUUACGAGGACGAUAUGAAAGAGAUGACAAACCUGACUAAAGAGGAAUUUGUCCAUAUUCUUCGUCGCCAAAGCACCGGAUUCUCUCGGGGGAGUUCGAAAUAUAGAGGAGUGACCCUGCAUAAAUGUGGUCGAUGGGAGGCUCGAAUGGGACAAUUCCUUGGGAAGAAGUAUAUGUAUCUUGGGUUAUUCGACAGUGAAGUAGAAGCUGCAAGGGCUUAUGACAAAGCAGCAAUCAAAUGUAACGGAAGGGAAGCAGUCACCAACUUUGAGCCUAGUACCUAUGAAGGGGAGAUGAUAAGUACGGAUGCCAAUAAUGCAGAUGGAGGCACAUCUCAGAAUCUUGAUUUGAACCUCUGGAUUUUUCCACCUGCAGACGUUCCAAAGGGUAAUGUCAAUGUCAGAGAUAUCCAAUCACAUUGUGCUGCUUGUGAAAUGCCUGAUGGAAAAAGGCCAAAGGUUGAGAGCUCUAUUUCUACUCCUACGGAUGGACAAAACACCCGUGGUCUAACAAUGGCAUCCAAGCACCCUCCAAUACGGUCUGGCAUCUAUCCCAGUUUCACACCAAACUAUGAGGAAAGAGCAAUAGGGAAGUCCACUGAAGCCCUUCCUUCGCUGGCAUUCUCAAACUGGGCAUGGCAAAUGCAUAGCCACAGUGUGGUUAGCCCAGUGGCACCAUUCUCUACUGCAGCAUCAUCAGGAUUCUCUUCUCCCAACAGUACAGCCGCUUUGCCAGCUACCUUUCCACCGCAAAACAAGACGGCGCACAAGCUCUACAUUCCAACACCCACCACCAACAUUUCCCAUUUCUACAAUCACUAGAGCUGAAGCAAGCUCCUGGCUUCAAUAAUUUGUUUGCACAAUUCUCUUUGGAAGGUCAGUUGGGCCGGUAAUUAAGCUACAAAAUUUAUGAUGAGUGUCAAAAUUUGAUUUCUGUUUUAGUGUGUAACAUACACAUAUAAUAUGAUGUAUAGUUUGAUAUUUAUACCUUGAAGGACUUGCUCUGCUAUAAUUGUGGUAUCAUCACCAUUCUCUCCUAGGAGGCUUUCAUUUUUCACCAAUAAGAGAAGAUUGUAUCUUCACAUAA
Camellia sinensis is the source of this 2310-nucleotide messenger RNA. Its product is annotated as APETALA2-like protein 3. The record is from RefSeq and is a predicted model, not a curated record. Gene Ontology annotation, molecular function: DNA-binding transcription factor activity; DNA binding. Gene Ontology annotation, biological process: regulation of DNA-templated transcription. Lineage: Eukaryota; Viridiplantae; Streptophyta; Magnoliopsida; Ericales; Theaceae.